This is a messenger RNA of Nezara viridula (southern green stink bug), 8436 nucleotides long. NCBI's taxonomy places the organism in Eukaryota, Metazoa, Arthropoda, Insecta, Hemiptera, Pentatomidae. The record is from the annotation of a GenBank genome assembly.
GUUCAUUUAGCUUGAAUUAACAACUUUAGUUUAAGCAACAAUAUUCGUUAUUUUGUUUUUAUAAUCUGGUGAUCUCAACUUUUCGCUAUGCCAAAACAGAUGGACAAAAUAAUCACAGUAUAUAAAAAUGUUAUUCAGAAAUCUUCAUCGCCUGUAUCAGGUUAUAUUUUAAACAGUACUGAACCUAGUAUAUUAGUGAAAUCAUCAUGGUCACAGCGAAACAUUGAAAGAAAGAUAGCUGUUCGCUCUGAGUUGACACAGUUUGUCAAUUAUGAAACAAAGGAAAUUCAGACUUUAACAUCUACAGAUAUUUCUUCUGAACUCUUGACUUCCUAUUCUCCAUCUGGUUUGUACCGAGCUUUAUUUAGAGAAAUACCUGCCUCUGGGAAAACACCUAAGAAACAGCAUCUAGAGGUCUGGAAGAAAAAUAUUCUUUGGAAACUUUUUGAUUUGACUAGUUUUGAUCUUCAUGGAGAUGUUAAUACCGAUAGUGAGUUUUCCAGCUUCCAAUGGUCAUCCUGUGAAACCAAAAUAUUGUAUGUAGCUGAAAAAAAGGUUCCAAAAGCAGAACCAUUUCUUCCUGCAAAACUUUCUGGAAAGAAUGACGAAGAUACCAAAAAAGGCUGUGAAUACGAGUUUGUUGAGGAUUGGGGUGAGCAACUGGUUGGCAAAUGCUCACCAGUGCUGUGCAUCUGUGAUUUGGAGCAGGAGUUAAUCAGUAUUGCUGCAGGUUGCCCAGAGGAUCAUAGCCUCGGACAAGCUGUUUGGGCUCCAGAUGGUGGAAUUGUAGCAGUUGCUUGGUCCAAUUUACCUUGGCGGAUUGGUCUUAUAUUUUGCACCAACAGACUGUCUUGGAUUGUGCAUAUAAAGCCUGAUGGUAGCUACAGUAAAUUGAGUGGUGAUAAACUAGCUGUAAGAAGUCCAAAAUUCUCCCCAGAUAAGAGCUCUCUGGUUUGGUUAGAGAGAGAAGUGGGAGGUCCACAUCAUGCGUGUCACAGACUGAUCUGUUAUGACUGGACCACCCAAAAGAGCUCAGUUGUUGUAGACAUUGUCAAAGAAUCUAUUACUACUGCUGAUGGCCAGCAGUUUUAUGGAAUUUACAGUCAAAGCCUGCCAUCAAGGUGUUGGCUGCCAGAUAAUAAGACAUUGGUCCUCAAUACUAUUCAGAGGGCUAGCCUCAAACCUUAUCUAGUUGACAUAGUUAACAAAACUAUAAAGGCAAUUAGUGAUGACUCUGAUGACAGUUUUAAUCUUGGCUUUCUUGACAUUUACAAAGAUUUGGUUUUGUGCUACCGCAGUUCUUUGGACACACCUCCCUCAUUAUUGCUGGGUAAAUUGUCUAGCACAGGUGUUAUUGAUUGGUUAACAUUAUUGGAACAGGAACCGAUCGUCAGUGGUUUCAAAACUGGUGUCCUCAGGCUGGAUGCAGAUUGUGAAGCUGAAAGCGUGAGCAAAUUUUCUGCUCUAUAUAUGAUUCCUAAAGAUGAUGCAGAUGCUCCUUUGGUUCUAUGGUCUCAUGGAGGACCGCAUUCUGCAUUUACUAAUGGAUUUAGCAUUUUAGCGAACUUUUUAGCAUCUCUUGGCUUCGGCAUUGUGAUGCCGAAUUACAGAGGGUCAGUUGGUGCUGGCCAAGCCUCAGUCGACUUCCUCUUGGGUAAAGUUGGCAAGACAGACGUGAGGGACUCUCAACAGGCUGCAGAGACUGUCCUCAAGAUGUUUGCAGGCCAGCUUUCAUCAAACAAAUGUCUUCUAUUUGGUGGUUCUCAUGGUGGCUUUUUGUCACUUCAUCUGGCUGGCCAAUAUCCUUCAUUUUAUAAAUCUUUGUCAGUACGAAACCCAGUUCUUGAUCUGCCCACAGCUUUUGCCAUGUCGGACAUUCAGGAUUGGGCUGUAAUUGAAGGAGGUUUUAGUUUCGAACCAACACUUCAAAUGAAUGCUAACAUGUUUGAGGUAAUGAUGUCUCAAUCACCUAUUAGUGUUAUAUCAUCUGUAACUGCACCAGUGCUUCUCCUCCUUGGUAAGAAGGAUCUGCGAGUACCUGCUUAUCAGGGUUUCUCAUACUUCAGACAGCUGAAAGCGAGAGGUGUCAAGACUAGGGCGCUGGUGUAUGAUGAUAACCAUUCGUUGUCUCAAGUACCUCAUGAGGUUGACGUUGAAAUCAACAGCGUCCUCUGGUUUCUGGAGUCUAUUGAACACACAGUGGAGUAAUAUCUGGCAAUUCCUUUAGUUUAAUAUUAUUUUGGCCAGGUUGUUUUUAUUUUUCUAUUCAAACAGAUACUUUGUUAGAACAGAUUUUUCAAUGACUGUUGCUAAUUGAUGUCUUAAAUUUAUUUAUUAAGUGUUCUGUAGGUAAUUCAUAGUGUUUCAGAACUUCUGUUGAUAAAAAUUGGUAAAUUUCGGAACCAUCAAUUUAAAAUUAUUAUUUAUAAGAUUGAUUAAACAUUGGCCUAGACACUCCAUAAAUAUGAUAUGUUUAAAUAAAAAUUAGUUUAAGAUCAAUUAUUUUCAUAGUGCUCUUAAUUCUUGAAUGUCUUAUUUAUCAAAGUCCUGUAUCUGAAUUUAUUUGUUUAUCUUCUUAAACUGAUAUAAAUAUUUGAAUCAUGAAAACGAAUUCGAUGAAAUCAUGAGCUUUUAUCAACUAGUUAUUCUUUAUCAUUUGAUUUUCUAAAUAAAUGAUUUCAGUUUUUGUUACAAAUUAUGUGAUAUAGCUGAUUUAUGCUUGGAUAUUUUAAGUACUUUGAAAGUCCUACUUCCUCUCCACAACCAAGAAAUAUUUGUUAUCAUUCUAAUUUCUCAUUUAAUACUUUUUGUUCAACUUCUUCUAUUUUGCUUCAAAUUAAAUUAUUACUCCAAAAUAUUUUUAAAAUUACAACUCAAUUUGUUUGUAUCUGUACCUCUGGGAUGAACUGUCAUUAAUAGUUAUGUAUUUUUAAUUUCAUUAACUAACAGGCUUUUAAAACUCAUAAUUUUCUUCAGAAAUUAUUAUUAGAGCACAUUAAAUACUAUUGGAGAUAGGUAAAUAACUUUAGAAGGAAACUUAAAGUGCAUGUGCCUAACAAUAACCUUUUGUUAUUUAAAUUACAAAGCUUAGGGAUAAGUGGACACCAUUUAAAGAAUGUUAAACAAAUCAAAAUGUAGGGAAAAAAGUUGUUAUAUUUAACUAGGUAGCUGCCUGAAGUAAUGUAGAACAAGACUUUGUUUCUUUAGCAUAAUCUCCCAGCCUAAGCUCUGCCUCCAAGGUUUUUCCUCAAGUUGUUGGCCUUAAGAUGGUUUUAGAUUUUCCUACUAAUAAGGUAAAUGUCAUUCUUAAAAUUAUUUAGUAAAAUAAAUCUGUUGUCAACUCAAUGAAGAGUUGAGAACUUUCAUUAGUAGUCAAAGCUUCUUGUAUAAUUCUAUGAAAUAUCAUUUCCUCUUCAAAUUUAAUUUUAACCUUUGUUUUGAAUUUUCUAUUUUAUAAAAAAAUUAACAAAUUCUGAAAAUUUGGAUCUUCGAAUUGGUUUUAUCAAAAUAAUCUAUUUUUACUCAGUACAAAUUUACAUUAAGAUAGAGUAUUUUUUGUGCAAAUUUGUUCCCUUUAGAAUUAUCUUAUCUCCGAGGCACGGAUACAUCUAAAUUCUGUAAGGUGUUAUAAUUAUUAACAGUUUUUACAUCAUAUUUUUUUUUAUAUUUCGUUAACUUUAGUAAUGAUUAUUUGAAUUAUUUUUUUAAAUUCAAAGUUGAUGAAGAGAAAAAAAAUUAUUUAUAUCAGUAAAAAAAAACUUCUGUCCAUUCUAAUUUUGGCCAAUUAAGGCUAUAAGGAACAGCAGAAAAUUUUAUUUUUUGAUUAGGGUAAACUUUUGUCUUGUACCUGUAAAUUAAAAGUAAUACUCAUUAUUAUAUUAAAAAUAUUUUUCUGUUUGGCAUUCAAACUAUCAAUAAGCAUUUAAAUUAUCAAUUUGUCCAAUGAUUUUUACUAUUUCCGUCCAGUUAUGUAAGUAAAUAUUGCCCCUGUUGGUGAUUUUAAUUUAAUUUUGCAUGAUAUUAUGAUUACUACUCUGUUUUUAUAGUUUGGUGUGCAAUGGUAUAUUUUUUAAAAUGCUGUAUUACAAAUUUCUAUCAAAAAUUACUACAUUUGGAUAGUAGAAGAGUCUUCCAUGCGAUAGGAGCUCAGUGGUAUUAGAGUGGCACAUAAGAAGAAGUAAAAAAAAAAGUUAAUCUAUUUUAAAAGUAACAUUUAAAACAAAGACUAAGAAUUGUGAUUUUAAAAAAAUAAGGCUUACAAAAAAAAAAAAGGUGAACACCAUGUUAUGUUGCCCUUACUGAGAUAUAUGUAUAUAACUUUUUACUGAUUUUAUGACCAUUUUACAAAAGUAUUUAUAAUAAUAUAAUUAUUACAAAUAAAAAUUUAAUUGCUGAAAAAUUAAAUCUAGAAAGCAUACCAAUGUAAUAAUAUAGGCAGUAACAUAUGUUCAGAGAUUCUAGCUUAAAAGCUAUAUUAGAGAUUUAUAGCGAUAAUAUAUUAUAUUAUUAUUUAGACUUAAUGUGAAUCACGAUCAUUUGUUUUUGUUUUUUUUAUUGUCUUAACCAAUUCACGAAAUCCAAAUGGAGUAUAGUCUCUUAAUUCUCAAUUUUGUUUAAUUAUGAACAUAACAUAUUCUGCAUUAAUUAUUUUGUUAGUUUCUAUGACAUUCUCUUAGCUUUCUUUAAAACUUAUUUACCAAAUCACUGAAGGAUUAUUAAAUCUAUAUUAUUUUUUUUUUUUUAUUUCAUUUAUUUUUUAUAAAUCAUUCUCUACGUUAUUUAUUUUUAUUCUAACACAAAAUUUGAAAUUAAUUGCCAUUUAUUGAAUUGUUUUUCUGCGGGAUGGUUCGGUACAUCCUGUAAAAUCUGAAUUGAAAAAAAAAUAAUGAUGUUUAUCUUUGACUUUAUUUUGGAAGUGCACAUCAUAAAAUGGUCAAUAUUUUGCUAAUCUAGAUUUUUUUUCACCUGGUAUAUCUUUAACUUAUUUAAAUGAUAAUGUCUUCCUCUAAUUAUACUAUAUAUUCUUAAUAUAAAAAUAAUUAUAGAUUUACUUAUCUUUCAAUGUGUAAAUCAACUGGUGUUUUUUUAAUUUAAAUUUUAAAAAAAAUAUUAUUAAAGCAGAUGAAAUAGUGUCAUCAUUUUAUUUUAACUUUUUCUGAUUAUAUUAGAUUUUUCUCCAGUGUAAAAACCUCGUUUAAUUGUAAAAUUUAUAGGAAUCUCCGUAUAGUUUUUAAAAGUGAAAUAGGAGACAGUCAGAUAUUGUUUAUUGAUGAUAAAAUAUUUUAUUUGUUUUUCAUUUUGUUUAGCCCAUGUUUUAGUUUGAAAUUAUUUUGAAAAACAAAUCUAAUAUAGAAAAUAAUUUUUUUAACCAAUAUAAUUAGUUUUUCAAGAAUGUGGUUUAAUAUUUUAUAAUUUAUUUUUCUUAGCUGUUCAGAUCUGCAAUUAAUUUUGCUAAAUACUUACAGCGCAUUAAUUUUAAAAGGUGAUUAUUAUUUUUUUUUUUCAAAGAAUAAAAAAACAUAAUAGGUUCUAGAAAGGAUGGCUGUUUUAUUGUUGAAUAUAAUCUGAAAAAGUCUAAUAAACUAAAUAAAAAGAUAUAUAGGGAACUGAGCAUUAGGAUGCACUUUUACAAUUUAUAACUUCAAGAGCAUUAUGAAUGUAAAGAUUUCUCUAAUUAGCAUAUAAUCUAAGUGAUUGAGAAGUUUCUACAUAUUUAGGGGUGUAUUUUAGUUUUGUAUGACAUAGUAUGAAAGAAUAACAUCAAAAUAUGUAUAUAAUUUUUUUAAUGUGAUUUUUUCCAUUAUUAGUUAUGGAAAGCUAAAAUUGAGGCAUUGCAUAGUCUAAUAAAAAAUAAAUAAAAUGUGUUGGACUAGCAAUAUUAAAAUGUAAAAUGCAUAUUGAUAUGCACAAAGCUUGAAUUAAAACAAGGAACUCAAGAAUUGUAAUUAACCACUUCAGGACCGGAACUAGGAUUUUUGCUAGAAGGAGCAAGCAUAAUUUUGCCGUCCUUCUUUCACAUCCUGCCACUCUCAGUUUAAAGUCAGUAUUUUAGGUAAUGUAUUUCGAAACAAAUAUCAUUGUCAGAUCAUAUUAACUCAUGUCAUUGACAGAAUUAAGGCCAAAAAGUUUUUUUGCAUUUAUAAUGGUUUAUUGAUAAAUAUUACAAUCUUGAUAAAUAUUAUAAUCAACAAGGCCAAAAAGUAGAAAGAAUUAUUUUUUAGAUAUGGUACAAACAUUUUUUCUUGAAAUUUGCCACCGGCGCAAAUGCUUGCCCUCUUUGGCUCUCAGGUCUAUUGCAGAUUAGCCCUGACAGUUAUAUUUUAAUCAAUGUUGUCAUUUUUCUAAUACACAUAUAUAUAAAAGGAUGAAUCUCAUUUUAGGUGCGUUUUAGUCCAUUACAACGUUGAUGUGAUUAGUUAAGUCUAAAUUGAUUUUUUUUUUCCACCGCUGUACGGUGAAAAAGUAUUUCUUCAUAAUGAAAUAUUAAAAAUCAAAAUAUUAAAGAAUAAUGUGAUUUUAUAAAUACCUAAGCUACUAAAAUGUCAUUACCACAUAUUGCCCCCCCAGUUUUCUAGUAAACAAUUUUUUUGUUUUUUCGGAACCUAUGUAAAAUGAAAGUGAAAUUUAUUUCCACUCCUAAAGAAUAAUAAAGGCAUUUUGUUUGAAUUAUAUAUAUUUUUUAACUUUUGUUAACAGUGACGUAUGUUUAUGGAUUUUCCCAUCACUUUUUUGUCAUUACCAAGCAAAAAACAUAACGUAAGAUAUUUAAGCAUUGAAAAGAGGGAACAGUGGCAAUUUCUUCAGUGUAGUAGUAGCCAUAGAGUUAAAGGAAAGCCACCAUCUGAAGUUGGGGAGCCUCCCUCUACGCAUCCGUUUCUUGUAUGGUGAGCACGUACCUUUAUUGUUGUCAUUACCACCGCUUAUAUUAUCUCGCUAUCUAUUCAAAUUAUUUCAUUCAUUAUAAUUUAUGUUUAACUAUGGUCUGUAGCAAGUCAAUUGGAAAAACAAAAAUUUUAAUACUAGUUACACUGUAGUUUUAGCCGAAUAAAAUAUGUGAAAAUGUCAUUACCAAGUUGUAAACUCGUGUCAUUCCCCACCCAAAUGAUUAGCUUUACUUACUGAGCAAAAAAACACUUUUGAUCUUCACCAUUUGCUCAGAUUAACAGCUGAGCGGCAAUAGAAGGUGAGGUAUUUAGAAAAUUGUAUUUAAAUGCCAUCAAAAUUUUAAAAAUUUUAUCAUGAACAUUGCCCAUAAUCUGAGAAUCACCCUUAAAUAUAUUUUAACAGAUGCAUUUAGUUAGCAAAAUGAACUCUAUUAAGUUAUGCUCCAGUUUGAAUAAUGACAAGAAGAAGCCUUAUAUUUUAUCAGAAAGCUGGAAUUAUCCAUAAGAAAUGCACUAUUUAUGAUGGACUCAUAUCUGUGUGGAGAAGACAUCAUGGAAAAGAUUUAUUUAAGACAAUAUUACUAAUUAUAACUGGCAGGACUAAUCUGCAAAAGACCCUGGCUCUCCCUAGUUCAGAUCCUUAACCAAGUAUAUCAUUUAAAAUGAGUAAAAAUGUCAUGAAUAAAAUAAAUUAACUGAAACACAUUUUCAUGGCUUGCAUACAUGUAAAUACUUCAAUUAUUUUUUCUUUAAUUAUUAAGCUAAUUAUGUUGUUAAUAUUAAAAUAAAACAUUAGCAAAGGUUUAUAUUCAACAGUUACCAAAGAAAGUUUUGUUAUUUGCAGUUUUUAGAUACCUAUGAUAUGUAACAGGAUCCAAUGUUUACUGCAAUGUUGAUUUUUUUUAUAGUUGUUCAUAAAAAAAUAUAUAUGGAAUAAUACAGUGGAUUAAAAAUAAGAAUACGAUUGUUGUAGACUAAAUGGUAGUCUUUGUCUGAGUAUGAGUGCCUUCUUUUGAUUGCGGCUAACACAAUUUUUUGAGAAGGAAAUUAUAACAUUUAAAAAUAAGAUUGUAUUUAUGGAAUGAUGUUAGUAAAAAUGGAAUAACAUGCUCUUCCGACACUAGUGAUAUUUUUAUGUUAAAACUGCUUCUACUCUUUUGUGUGAAUAAAACCCCAAAAUUAUAUGGUUGUAUAAAGUAUCAACAUAUCAACUUAUUUUUCAAAUGACUAACAUAUGCUAUUUAUGUAUUUUUAGCUGAAUUUUUCUAUUUAUGACAAAUACCAUAUUUUUUUAUUGUAGAGUUAAAUGUUCAAGAACUUACCUUACCGGUGUGUGAUGUAUAAAAUAGUAUUAACAAUAAAUAUUACAAUUUUAAUUGAUCUAAUUUGUCUGUUAGAGUUUUCUUGAACCACACGAAUAAAUUUGAAAAUGUUUCAUAUUCGUAGAGUUUCAGUGAUUCCUAUGAAGUAUUCAGGUAACAAGAUUCAACGACUAUGCCUAUUAAUCAAAACAACAACAAAACACAGUAUUAAAGAUAAAAUAAAGAAAAAA